AUGCAGCAGCAACCAGUCCAGAAAGCCUGCAGCAGCAGCAGCAGCAGCAGCAGCAAAAAUGUCAAGGAUUCUGUUCAGCGCCAGACAGAGGCGGAGUUGGGGAGCUCUCCAGCGACAUCGGCCGGCUCUGCGACCAGCAGCACCAGGAGCAGCAGCAGCAGCAGGAGCAGCAGGGGCGACAGCAGCAGCAGCAGCAGCAGCAACAUAGAGCAGCUCUACUGGGCCCUCAAGCGCCUCCCCAGGAGCGCCUGGCCGCGCGCUAUGCAGCGGCUGCCGCCGCAGCAGAAGCAGCAGCUCAAAGAAUUUAUUUUGGAGCAAACGAGGCAGCAGCAGCAGCAGCCGCAGCAGCAGCAGCAGCAGCCGCCGCCGCAGCAGCAGCAAAAUGCCAAAUCCCAAGGUAGUGAAAAAGGAGAUGAGCAGGUGCUUCCAGCAAAGCUGUAUCAUCCGCCAGCUGCCGCUAGCUGCAACAGCAGCAGCAGCACAAGCAGCAACGCGCUCUGCAGCAGCAGCAGCAGCAGCGAGAUGGGCAGCAGCAGCAGCAGCAAUGGCGCCCCAGGAGGCACUGCAACAGGGGACGACAGGAACAGCAGCAACAGCAGUGCAGGCCAAAGCCAGCAGCUGCAGGAGCAACAGCAGCUACAGCAGCAGCAGCAAGAAGAGCAAAAGCAGAAGCAGCAGCAGCAGCAGCAGCAGCAAAAGCAGCAGCGGCGGCGACAGCGGCAGCAGGAUAGGCGGCGCGGGGGCCUCGAUUCUUUUUCGGUGGAGAGCGAACAUAUUCAAGUCCUAAACCCUAAACCCUAA
This is a messenger RNA of Eimeria tenella, 801 nucleotides long. RefSeq lists its product as uncharacterized. The record is from RefSeq and is a predicted model, not a curated record. Bases 1 to 801 code for a protein of 266 amino acids. The transcript has a single exon. NCBI's taxonomy places the organism in Eukaryota, Apicomplexa, Conoidasida, Eucoccidiorida, Eimeriidae.